CUCCAAUGAGUUGGCUAUAACAAAACACAAACCGGAUCAUUGUAUUGCCAAUAUUGCUCGGGGAGGCAUAGGGGUUGAAAACAAAGUCAUUGUCAUUAUCGACGGAAUCGCAGAAAACAGAACAUAAGAUGAAGAUAAUUAUCAGUCUGACAAUCGCAGUUCUGGCUAUAAGCACCUGUCAAGGACUUGAUGAACUCGGAAGACAAAGAGGUCAAGCAUAUAAUGCAUUAUUUGGAUCGACCGUGUGCAGUGAUGCAAGGGAGGCUACAGCUAUGUAUAAGCAAGAACUUCGCAGGAUUCAUGACAACAAAGAGGAGUUUUGCGAACAUGUCGAGGGCCGUGAUGAAUGCAGUGUUGGAGAUGAUAUUCGUGAACUACAUAACGAUUUCAAGGAACUACUCGGAAAAAUCAAGGCACUUCUAGAACUAAACAACCUUGGGUUUAAAAUAAUGAGCUUAGUUGCGCUGUACUUAGGUAAAUGUCGUUACACUUUAAUGAGUUGGGUGGGAACAAACAACCUCAUUUUGCCAGUAUCGUUGGAGGAGAGUUUGGGACAAAAACAAAGACAUUGUUACAAUCAACGGAAGCACACGACAGUACUGAAGAUGAAGAUAAUCAUCAGCUUGACAAUCGCAGUUCUGCUUAUAAGCACAUGUCAAGGAAAUGAUGAAGGCGAAAGAUUCAGAGGUCAAAGACUUGAUCAACUCGGACCUAAAGCGUCUCAGUGCAGCGAAGCAAAAAAACAAGCAGAAGUUUAUCAUGAACAACUUCAGGCAAUAUAUCGCAACAAGGCAGGGUUUUGCAGAGAUGUCCGGGGUCGGAGAUAUUAUGGAUAUUAUGGAGCAUACAUCUAUCGGGGAAUGAGGCCUGAACCUUUUGAAGGGGGAGAAUGUAGCGUUGUACAAAAACUUCGUGACCUACACCAUGAAUACAAGGAACUACUAUACAAUGUGCAGAAACUUCUAAAGAAAUUCAACCUCAAAAAACCGCUGCCCCUUCUCCGCCGCCUUCAGAGGAAAGGCGAGUUGUCAGCGAAAUGAACGUCAGUUAAAAUACCAAACUAAAUCCUUCUGGACGAUCAAGGAACUGUCGUAUAAAAUAAAACAUUACAAAAAGCAAAAAAUAACUAAUUAAUGUUCAAAAGAACGUUUAACAUAACAUGGAAAACAAGAAUACAAUACAAAGAAUUUACGCAUACAAA
Molecule: messenger RNA, 1201 nt
Organism: Owenia fusiformis
Lineage: Eukaryota; Metazoa; Annelida; Polychaeta; Sabellida; Oweniidae
Source: the annotation of a GenBank genome assembly